AUGUUCCCAAGGUCCUUUUCCAUUUUUUUUGCGGUUAUUGCCAGGGGAUUAAGGACUAACUGUAAAACACUAAAAUCCUGGGAACUGGCCCUUGGACAGCUGCAAAAAUACACAUUCAGAGAAUUAGAAGGAGAAAAAGAUUUGGUGUAUUCAAUAGUUGAGUGGAGCUACGACAAUUUGGAAAGUGUCGAGGCUAAGUCACUGCUUUUGCUUUGCAGUUUGUUUCCAGAAGAUUAUAGCAUUCCAGUUGAAUGUUUGGUCAGGUACGGCAAAGGGCUAGAAUUGUUCAACGAGAGAGACACGUUAGGUGAUGUAAGAUGCAGAGUAGACGUGCUUGUUAAUGACCUCAGGAGUUACCAUUUGUUGCUGGAUGAUAGUGAAAGAGAAGACCAUGUAAAAUUGCAUGAUGUCAUGCGAGAAACUUGCUUGAAAAUUGCAUCAAAAGGCGAGCAUGUAUUUUUGGUAGGGAAUGCUACAGAGGAAGAAAGGCACCAACUACCGGAUUCAUUUGGUCCUUAUACGGCUAUUUCACUAACAUUAGAAGGUUCCAUUAGACUAUUUCCAUUUGGCGAGGAAUGUCCAAGGCUUAAGCUAUUGCGUUUGGUAUUCCAAUCAGGCAAAGUGAACCUAUCAAAAGAUGCUUUCGAAGGAAUGGAAGAUCUCAGGGUCAUGGAGUUAAACAAUUCACACACAGAAUUUUCGCUAUCAUGGCCAGGCCAAAUGUUAACGAGCCUUCGGACAUUGUGCCUGGAUUAUUGUGUAUUGGACACUGGAACGUCAUCAAUGCUUGGAUAUAUGAUGCAAUUGGAAAUGUUGAGCUUCUUUAAAUCCAGACUUCAAGGUGAUCAGUUUCCAGUAGAGAUUGCUCGGUUGAGUAAUUUAAAGUCGUUGGAUUUGAGGGUCGAGCGAAGUCAGCAGCCGUUGCCUCAUGGUAUCCUGUCAAGCUUGAAGAAACUAGAAGAAUUGUACAUGGGAUCUCCUCACCAUUUGCGGCUGGGGAGAGACAAAGAAGAAGAAAGAGGAUGCCUUGAAGAGAUCGCAUCACUCUCUUGCCUUGAGUGUCUCCAAAUUCAUGUCUAUGACCUUAACCUCCUAUUUCAGUUAUUGCACCAACUUCCUAUUCAGAGGUUGUUAAGAUUUCACAUUGUAGGAGCUGAUCAUAAAAUUAACCGGAAAGAUCUUACUAGAGAGUAUCAAUUUCGGAACAGUUUCGAACUUAUCUACUAUCGGUAUAAUAAGAGGAGGUUUGUAUUUAAACAAGCAUUGGAUCCUAUAGUUAGCAGCAUUGUUAAGAGAGCAGAGAAUCUCACUUUUGAGGGCGUGCCCUGCUUGAGGAAUCUGGUGAGCGACUUGGAUGAAGAUGGAUUUGUCAACCUGAGAAGGCUUAAAUUAGACCAUGAGGUACACCAAUGCCUUAUUGAAUCCACCACCAAUUUAGUUGCUCGACAGGUUUUAGAAAAUUUGGUGUUCAUGGAAUUAGGUCAUGUGAAUUUGGAAGAAAUAUGUCGUGGGAAUCUUCCACCUCGGUGCUUCAGUCAACUUCGGGAGAUGAAACUUAAGUACACAAAUAUUAAGCAUUUGUGGAAGGGGCCGAUUGAACCUCCGUCACUUUGCAGCCUCAGAAUUGUUGAGCUAAGAUACUGCCAUCGAUUUGUAACUCUCUUCUCACAAUCAACGCUGAAAUGUCUAGUGAAACUCCAAAAGCUAGUAGUUCAUCAGUGUACAAACUUGGAAAGCAUUGUCAUGAGGGAAGAAAGUGUGAACGAGGAAGUGCUUGAGCUACCCCUACUCGAAACUUUAGUGAUGCAAGAAUCAGGCUGCUUGUGUUUUGACUCCAAACGUGAAACAGCCAGAGCUUUUCUCAACCAGGUCUCUCUCUCUCUGUGUUUCUUUGUCUCUCUUUCUGAUAUACUUCCUUUGUGUCAAAGAAGUAUUUGA
Messenger RNA from Coffea eugenioides, 1938 nucleotides. RefSeq names its product disease resistance protein At4g27190-like. The transcript has a single exon. The coding region runs from base 1 to 1938 and encodes 645 amino acids. The record is from RefSeq and is a predicted model, not a curated record. NCBI's taxonomy places the organism in Eukaryota, Viridiplantae, Streptophyta, Magnoliopsida, Gentianales, Rubiaceae.